AUGACUUCCCCGUCUUGGAAUGGGUCUGGAGUCCCACGCCGGAGUCGUAGCGGUUCGAAAACUGCCUCCAACACCAGUUUAAUCGAUUGGGAUAAGGGCGUUUUGAAUUAUGUUUACUCCUGCAUGCAUCCUCCAUCAUAUUACUAUACUCAGUCUCAAUUUCAAGCAACCGAUUCUCAACCAUCUAGAUCUGCUGCUUUUCUUAGGGCGCAUCGACGUAUAGUUUCAGCCACUUCACCACACGUUUUCUUGCAAGCUCCACUUGGGGUAACCUCCAAACCAUCUAGACUUGCGGUUUCAAGAGGUCGCGGGCAUUGUCGAAAUGCUUCAGACCCUGGAAUGCAUCUCUAUUUUCCACCACCUCCGCCGAUAUUUAUUCCUCCCAGUACUACAACUCUGAUUGACGAAAAAGGAGGGAUUGUUACUUCUCAGUUUGCGUCUCCUUCGCCACCACCGCCAUCAUCUCCGCCUUUACAGCAAAUACCUCCUCCAGACAGGGUCGAUAAUGUGGAGAAGACUGUAUUAUCCUCCAAACCUAUUCCAUCAGAUAUAGGGGAUUCAGCUUGCAUGGUUUCUUGUCUUCAGCCCUGGGCCACAAGCUUGGUUCUCCUUAUCUCCCUAUGUGCAAUGUCCUUUUUCCAAUCUUUAGUCUCUUCUGGCUAUUUAAGUAGUAUAAUCACAACUCUUGAAAGGCGAUUCGAUCUCACUUCACGACAAGUCGGCUAUAUGUACUGCUGUUAUGAAAUCACAUCGGUUCUAGCCACCAUCGGUUUCUCAUUUGUCAAUGCUGCAAGAACAAAUCGCCCUCGGAUCGUUGGGAUUCUGGGGUUGGUUCUUGGAGCGGGGUUUGGCUUAUUUGCAUUGCCUCAUUGGCUCUCGGGGCCUUAUAAUCCAGGGAAGGUCGCGGGUAUGCAAAAUAGACGUGGUGGUAGUCAGGCCUUGUGUUCUGAACUAGCGUUGGGAAAUGCGACCUCCCUGCUUCCACCGUUUAUUGAUCGAUCACAUUGCAAUCAGACUGAGGUGACCAUUUUGAAGAUAGGAGAAGAGGCAGUGAUUGCGUCUGAUUACACUGUCGCGUUGCCGCUUUUUUGCUGUGCCAUGGCUUUGGCUGGCUUUGGAUCUAGUUCUCUAUUUGUUCUAGCGCCCACUUUCUUUUGGGAUAAUCUUCCGCCAGAACAAUAUCCUCUUUAUUCGGGUCUGCUCUAUAGUAGUGCAGGUUUGGGUCCAGCUUUUGGUUUCAUGGCAGGCGCAGCAUUCCUACAGAUAUACAUAGACGCCCCUUCUAUUCAACCUCCAUCGUCUCAGCUGGACGUCUACAGUCAAUCUUGGCUUGGAGCGUGGUGGUUGGGUAUGGUUAUCUUUGGUGCUGUCACUUGUCUCCCGGCCAUUCCAGUUCUCCUUUUUCCACGAAGACUUCCAGCACGUUCUGGAGAUGAAGUCUCAAUGCCAUUGGAGCCUGCAACAGUAAACACGACUGCGCUCUCCACUCCUGAAGAUGACGAAAAAAUUGAUGCCGGUGAGCCUAGAGCUUACCAACCCUCCAACCUUCCAUGUCGCUUUCCUGAACCCAUUCCAGAAACCAAUGAGUCAUUGACACUACAUACGUCCCGACAACAGUCGUCCCUUUCAACUUCCAGCAAUCCUGAAGUCGACUACAAACUUCAUCGACGGCAGGCUUCAAGAGGUGACGCUAAUUCUGAUGUCUUUCAAAUGACCUCUUCUCAGCCGCAACCUGUUAAAUCCAUUCCUCUUUCUGCAUCCUCCCAAGCACCCACUUGUCUUUCAACAACGCCUUCGAAACAUCGAAGGGAAAAGGGUUUCUCUUUUUCACGCUGGAGGUCAGAUUUUUCUCGAAAGUAUCGAGGUCGAAUGGGUGUCUUCUUAAGAGUUGUGAAAAACCCGAUCUGGCUAGGGGUUACUGCAACAACUGUAACCGAGAAUAUCAUCGUUUCAGCAUACCUCACAUAUGCAGCCAAAUACUUGCAAGCCCAAUUUCGAGUCCCGGCCCAUUUGGCAAGCAUUCACACUGGAGCUGUUGUGGUGCCGAGUGCCGUUCUUGGUGUUCUUUCUGGAGCUCUCCUAAUGCGUCAUUUUCGUCCAUCGAUCACACGUACCCUACUGGCUGUUUUGUUACCACUAUUUGCUACCUUGGCAACUGUCCUCAUUCUCAUGCUGGGUCUCAACUGUUCAGCUAAUCAGAUGGCUGGAGUUAGUGCAACUUAUGAUGGCAAACCAAAUCGGAUUUUUGGUGGAUCCUUCCUUCAUCAUCCUUCCAAUCUCACCGCCCCCUGUAAUGCUGUAUGCCGUGUGCGUCCUGGUGGUGGUGGUGGAAAAAUCGGCCGUGAUGAUUCUUUAUUCUCCUGUCCACUUGCCUCAGACUACAAUCCUGUCUGUUGGGAGUCUCUGGCUGAUGGAGGCGGUAGGUACAAGAAGCGUCAAAUGUCUUUCCUCAACCCCUGUCUGGCUGGAUGUUCCGGACAGAACUAUGAAAUCGAUGAGAAUGGGAAAACUAUUGAGGUAUACACGGACUGUAACUGUGUGACAAAUAGGACCCUAGCACCGUUAGGCGUCCAUUUUAUCGGAGAAAGAGAAGAUACUGUAGGUGGUACGGCUAAACAAGGUGUCUGCAAUCCCCUCUGCCCCAACUAUGUGCCUUUUCUAAUCGUAACAUUUCUGACAAUCUUUCUUACAAGUGUCAAUCAGAACCCCAGCAAUGUUGUCACCUUGAGUUGUGUGGACCCAAAAGAUGGGACCGCUGCUCUCGGACUGCAAGUGUUUUUCGCGAGAACCCUUGGUGAGGUCUCAUUACUGAAUUCAGAUUUUAUAAUUGCUGUGGUCUAUUUACUUAUCUCUUGUCUAAUUACUUCCCUUUUGAGUGCAGCUUUCAUUCCGACACCAAUAUACUUUGGAGCUCUAAUGGAUCGUACGUGCAAAGUUCGUGCGUUACCACAGCGACUGGUGUGUGAGUCAUAUUUGAAUAGCAGUAGUAGUCAAUCCUCUCCGCAUCUUCUACUUCUCUCCGCGAUGAAACUGGCUACCUUGGAGGGUGCCUGCUUAGAGUAUGAUGUACAUGCUCUACCGUUUGCGUGGCUUGGUGGAGUAACGGUCUUCAAGUGUCUUAGCAUUUUCAUUGCGCUAUUAACGUGGCGAUAUUCUUGUCGAUUGGAUGCACGUAAAGAGAAGGAAAGCUUAUCGAUGCUCAAGGGGGAUGAUUCACCAGAACGACAAUGUAUUUGA
Molecule: messenger RNA, 3237 nt
Organism: Rodentolepis nana
Lineage: Eukaryota; Metazoa; Platyhelminthes; Cestoda; Cyclophyllidea; Hymenolepididae
Source: the annotation of a GenBank genome assembly